AUGGAUCAAGCAGAACAACUUUCUGCAGACAGAAGGAAGAGCUUCCUCUCAGUUGACAAGAAAAAGAGCAAUGGCUGUAGAACCAUUGUGGGAUUUUUAUGUGUAUUCCCUGUGGUGGCUUUGCUGGCUAUUGUGGGAGAUCCAGCUGGAGCUGCAGUUCAGAAAAGUCAGGAAGAUGCUACAUCACCUGGUCUUCAUGGAGCGAGUGCCUCUGCUUUGCACGGUCCAGCUUUCCCACCUCGGCCUCCAGCACGGAGAAAACGAUACACGAUCACACCAGGGCACUUGAAGUGGGACCACUUCAACUUGACAUACAAAAUCCUGUCCUUCCCAAGAAACCUUAUAAACGCCAGGGACACACGCAAGGGACUAGCAGCUGCGUUCCGAAUGUGGAGUGAAGUUUCACCAUUCAGCUUCAGAGAAGUGCCACGCCACGUAGCUAGUGACUUGAAAAUAGGCUUCUACUCUAUCAAUCACACAGACUGUCUGGAGUCUCUCAUUCACCACUGCUUUGAUGGAACAACAGGGGAACUUGCUCAUGCCUUCUUCCCACCCAACGGGGAAAUCCAUUUUGAUGACCACGAAUACUGGAUAUUGGGAAAUACACGGUUCAGCUGGAAAAAAGGUGUUUGGCUUACAGAUCUGGUACAUGUAGCCGCUCACGAAAUAGGACAUGCCUUAGGACUUAUGCACUCCCUGAACCCCAAUGCCCUCAUGCACAUCAACGCCACUUUGACUGGGAAAAAGACCAUCUCUCAAGAUGAAGUCUGGGGAAUUCACAGACUUUACGGAUGUAAAGACAGAUUAUUUAUGUGCCCAUCAUGGGCACAAAAAGGUUUCUGCGAGAAACGCAGGAAGUUGAUGAAAAAGCACUGUCCAUCUACCUGUGACUUCUGCUACGAAUUCCCAUUUCCAACGGUCCCCCCUACUCUGCCCCCGCCAAGGACAAAAACCAAGACUGUUUCUGAAGGCAGGAACGUCACCUUCCGCUGCGGACAGAAGAUAAUUCAUAAAAAAGGCAAAGUUUACUGGUAUAAAGAUAAGGAGCUUCUGGAAUACUCAUAUCCAGGUUACUUAUCCUUAAAUGAGGAUCACAUGAGCAUCAUUGCAAAUGCAAUUAAUGAAGGAACUUACACUUGUAUAGUAAAGAAAAAAGAAAGAAUCUUGACUACUUAUUCCUGGAGAAUCAGACUGAAGCACUAACGAGGGCCCUGGAAUGAGCACUUCAAUUACUGCUAGUUCUGUUUCAAAUUCAGAAUGUUUCUUUGGCAUUUUAUAUUUAAUCUCCAGUAGUGCAACUGAACUUCUAAAUCAGCUGCUUCCAUACCUUGGGCAAAAGAGACUCUGAGACUUCAUUACUGGAACGUAGAAGUUUUCCAAAUUAGUUUUAGUGAUAAAGAAUUUAUCAAGUAUGUGCUGUACAGAGAAUUAAAAUUUUUUUUUUAAAAAAGCAAAGUGUCAGAUUUUGCAGUUAAACGUUUAUGUGGAUCACUGCGGACUGCUGAAAAACAAGAACAUAACUCUUCAUCAAACAAAUGGAUGAACAGAUUGAUGGCUCAGCUAUGUUGCAAUAGAGGCAGAGGUAUUGUGGAAGGAAAAUGGCCAGUUAUGCUCUGUAAGUGUUUUGCUGUUAUUUUUUUAGAUCCUGGUGCAUAGAACUAGAAGAACUUACAAAAAAAGUGUAAGACCUAAUAUUUUCCUUUUUCUUUUACUUAUCUGGAGGAGGAUGUAGGGUGACAACAAACCCCUGCUAAUUAUUCUAUUCCACAUUUUGACAUGUUCAGUUCAAGUAUCCACAGAACAUCUUUUUUCCCCCUAGCCGCUUUCCUGCGGUUUGUAUUUAUUACUCGUGUAAUCUUAUCCCAAUAUACUAUUUACCUGCAUCAGCAGCUCCUCAUAACUUGUCCUUUAGGUGUCUGAUCAAUAAGCCUCUUGACUCCUUCAACAGAGAUGAGGUAAUUUCCAUCACUGUCCUCCCCCAGUCACCCAAGUGAUGAGGUAAAUAUGCCACAUCCAACAGGAAAAUAGCGUUAGUAUUGGUAGGCAAAGCCUAGUGCACUCAAACUUAUCUACAGCAGCGGAGCAUUCAUUUGCACAGUUAGGAAUCCCUGACAGUCAUUACAUUUAGCAAGAUCCUUAUCCAGUGUUAAAACAGCCUACGUUGCUCUUUGCUUAGGUUCAUCCUUUUUCAGUUGUCCUCUUAACCUCUUGAAAGAAGUUUCUUCCUACUUAAAAGCACAGCAAAACUGCAAAGCAUCUCACGUACCGCGGCACAGGUCAGUUGCCUAGGAAGACCUCUGUAUUAGAGCAGAAAGGCUCCAUCAGCAAAAUUCUCCUCUGUUCUAGGACAGCAAAAGAGCAAGGGAAAAGAAAGAAACUAAUAAUUACUGUUUGUCUGGUACAAAUGCAAUGACUAUAAUUUUACUGGCAGACAUUUAGCACAAACUCUGCACAUCUUCAUUUAACAGACCAGAGCUGCACCAUAUGGAUCUGAGCAUCUCUUCUCAAGGCAGCUUUGUCUUUGGGAUUUGGAGAAGAGAAACAAGGACAAUGAGCUGAUCAUCGUAGUCUUCAGUAACUAUCACAAGGGGAUGUCAACACUUCAGCUGCAAGAAGGCUUAAUCUUUGGGUAGAUCCAAAGUCCUUCAUCUCACUUAUCACUACAGCAUAACAGUGUCUUUUAAACAUAUCAUUUAUGAUUACCAGGUUUCAUACAAUUUCUCUGAAUACAGUUUCUUUACAUUGCAGUAACCUACCGCUAUCUCCGUAGCGCUCUCCAACUGUCUGAUGCUUCUGGCAGGCAGUGUCCACACUGGAGUUUGGGGAAUAAGUGAAUGCACAGGCAGGGUAAGCACUGAUAGCUAAGGCUCUGCUUUGCCACAGAUACCCUGUGAGAUGUUGGCCACCGUCAGAAACUGGAUGUUGACCCAAAGGCCAGUGGAAAAAAGAAAGCAAUUAAACAAGUUGCAAGCUUAAGACAGACACCAGGCCACUACGCAGCUCUGCCAUUCCGUCCGGUACGCCCACGACACGAACGGCAUGGCACAGCACUCCAGCAUGCAGAUCUGCUCUAUCUGCAAUUUCAAGGCUAUCUGGUCGCUCAACAGAAUUGUCAGGAAACAAAACACUUGAUUUUCUGUAAAGAAGCCAAGAAAAAAAUUAAGCUCUCCCCAUCCCCCUGCACAGGCACACUACAUGACACAGCUUCCAUUUGCUGAAAUGCAGAUUUGCUGGUAUGGAAAACAGUUCACAGAUUUGGUGAUAUCCUCAAGGUAAGCAACAAAACUUACUUUCUCUUAGAUUACAACUUGAAUUUAUAAAAAUAAACCAACAACAAAAUAAGUACCUAAACUACAACAAUCCUGUGAUUCCACCACACACUCAUGCAUUGGAACUUCACGCUGGCAUCAGUUGUUUAAAAAGACCUAAUUUCAAACUACUUGGAUACUGUGAUACUGUUCCUGGUGAAAGAGACCAUAACUUUUUUUCCUCACCUUAC
Aptenodytes forsteri (emperor penguin) is the source of this 3499-nucleotide messenger RNA. RefSeq names its product matrix metallopeptidase 23B (gene MMP23B). The transcript is spliced from 8 exons. Gene Ontology annotation, cellular component: extracellular matrix. Gene Ontology annotation, molecular function: zinc ion binding; metalloendopeptidase activity. Lineage: Eukaryota; Metazoa; Chordata; Aves; Sphenisciformes; Spheniscidae. Gene Ontology annotation, biological process: collagen catabolic process; extracellular matrix organization; proteolysis. Bases 1 to 1203 code for a protein of 400 amino acids. The record is from RefSeq and is a predicted model, not a curated record.